Stylonychia lemnae is the source of this 1515-nucleotide messenger RNA. The record is from the annotation of a GenBank genome assembly. NCBI's taxonomy places the organism in Eukaryota, Ciliophora, Spirotrichea, Sporadotrichida, Oxytrichidae.
AUGAAAUCUCACAAGGUAGCCCUAAAUGUUGAACAUGGAAAGGGUAGAAAAUAAAAUUAAGACGUAAAUGAUGAUGAUUACGCAUCAGACUCACCGACUGAUGAUGAUAUCUUAAGAUCAUAUGAUGAAUACUAGAAAGAAUUAGCAGAGGAAAGAAAAAAGAUCGCCUUAAAGUCAGAUGAGCUCGAAGAUGUGGCUGGCAAGAAGCCUCAUCCUAUGAAUGAGGAGACUCUAAUGUAAAUUCUGAAAGGGCACAGAUUCAAAUUUACCUUGGAUAAUUAUGAACAAUAUUUAGCAGAAUCUAGAAAGAUCGCUGAGAGAAUCCUUAAACGAUCAGAAGUAAACAUCUAGAGAGGAAUUGAGACUAUUGAAUAAAAUCUCUAAGAAGUUGAGGAGCCAUAAUAUAGAUCCAUAUUAUUGAUGAGAUUGUUUCAGGUUGCUAUUGAACAAGUAAAGCCAAGGGAAAUAGCUGAUAUAGUAAAAAAUGUAUUUACUGAUGGAUUUAUCACCAAGCAGCAAAUAAGAAGAGGUUUGGUAAGGUUAUUCUGGAGAUUGGAAGAUAUAAUGCUCGACUACCCCAAAGCCAACCAAGUUCUAGCUUAAAUUAUGGUAUUCAUGCAUUUGAGAUCCACAAUCUCUAAUAAGAUACUCAGUUAAGUCCCAACCGAACUGAGAGCAUUAAUUUUUAGCCAAGAAAGUUUUAAAGAGCAUUUCUCUAAAGAACUUGAGAUUCUUGAAACUGAAUAGGAAUACAGAGAAAGAAUAAAGGGGCUAUUGAAAUAAUACUAUAUAAGUUUUGAUGACUCAGAAAUCAAGUAGUUCCUAGGGGAGGAAAUACCGAAAAAGAAAUGGGAUAUGUUUAACUAUUUAUUCAUAAGAAAGGCUAUAGAUAUGGCAAUGGAUAAAAAUAGCAAUGAAAAAGAAGAAUGCAGCAAGCUGUUGAGAGAAUGUACUCAAGAAUUUUCAUUCUGCAAUAAUGACUUCGGGUAUGCAUUUGAUUAGCUUGUCUGGAAUCAUUCUGACUAUGAUAUUGAUGUGCCUCAUUUCUCCAAACUAUUAUCUCAAUUCAUUGCCAAAGCUAUUUAUGAAGGAGCCGUGACCUAUAGAUAUAUUACUGAUGCAGAAGUCACAUUGCCAAAUGACUCAUAAGGAGAGGAAGAAAUUCUGUAGUCUGUUUUAAAUAUUCUUUCUGUUGUACCAAUAGAUUAUCACAUGAAGAACAUUUGGAAUCAAACUCUAAGCAAUUAAGAGGCAGUUAAAAAAUUCAAGAAUCUCAUUAAUGAAUACUUUGCUACCUAGGACAUUGAAUAUGUUGGCAAUUAUUUGAAAGAAUUGGAUUGUGCCUUUUUCUAUCAUGAAUUUAUCAAAAGAGCCCUUGUUGCUACUAUUGAAAAGAUUGAAAUGGGAGUGAAAAAAACUGAGCAUUAUCUCGAAGAAUUAAAAGUAGAUGUUCCCAAGGCUCCCGAGUAUUUUGAGACUCUUACCAAUAAACUCAGUUAGUUCAAACUCAUUUGA